This is a messenger RNA of Papaver somniferum (opium poppy), 2683 nucleotides long. RefSeq lists its product as uncharacterized. NCBI's taxonomy places the organism in Eukaryota, Viridiplantae, Streptophyta, Magnoliopsida, Ranunculales, Papaveraceae. Gene Ontology annotation, biological process: regulation of DNA-templated transcription. The record is from RefSeq and is a predicted model, not a curated record. The transcript is spliced from 8 exons. Gene Ontology annotation, molecular function: zinc ion binding; sequence-specific DNA binding. The coding region runs from base 184 to 2295 and encodes 703 amino acids.
CACUGCCUUGAUGUACUGCACUCACUUCACUUCAGUCUUCAAUAAUACUGCCGCUCUGCUCUUCUCCUCUGUUCUAUUGUCUCUUAUUAAAUUUAUCCGGUGAGAUUUUCAAGAAGAACGACAUGUAUUCCGGUUGAGGAGCUUUAAUAACCCCGGCACUCACUACCAGGUUCAGGUUUAAUUAUGGCGACUGACUUACAGGAAGAGUUAAGCAGACUGCAGGAUGUUGCUCUUAGAUUAACGGCGGAAUUAGGUGGAAAAAAUGAGAAAUUGAAACACAUGGGAAAAAUGUUGGAAGAAAAUUCGACAUCCCUUAGUCGAAUAACGGAGAAGAGAGAUCACCUUAAUCAAGCUUAUAAUGAAGAAAAGAGAAAAAUGAAGAGGACUAUGGAUGAAAACGAAAGGUUGAUGAGAGAGUUUGAAGCUCAAAGGAAAGAAAUUGAACAGCAGGCUAAGGAAAUUGAGAAGCGUGAUGCGCAAUUGGAUUUCAAAAACAAGCAACUUCAAGUUUUAAGAAUGCUGAAAAAUGGGACACAGGAUUCACAAAAGAUAACCACUGUACAAGAGAAGCAUGGAGGAGUGGAAAUCAUGAGUGGUCGGGACAAGGUUCAGGUCCAAAUUGAUACGAAUGGUCUGCACAGUGAACUGGAAGUGAAAGAUUAUGAAUUGGAUAGUGAGCUUAGCGGGAAGAAAACCCUUGUUAGCAAAGAGCACAAGUGUAACCAUGAUCCACAGGAGGAGCGCAAAGUUUCAAUUGAGGCUUCAAGAAAGAUAACCACUGUGCAAGAGAAGCCGAAGCAUCAAGGAGUGGAAACCGUAAGUAGUCGGGACAAGGUUCAGGUCCGAAUUGAUACGAACGGUCUGCACCAUGAAGUGGCAGUGAAAGAUUAUGAAUUGCAUAGUGGGCUUAGCCGGAAGAAAACCCUUGUCAGCAAAAAGCACAGGAGUUUAUAUGAUCUACAGAAAGCGCGUAAAGCUUCAAUCAAGACUUCAAGAAAGAAAACCACUGGGCAAGGGAAGCAUGAAGGACUGGAGAACAUGAGUAGUUGGCGGGACAAGCUUCAGGUCCAAAUUGAUACGAAUGGUCAGCACAAUGGAAUGGAAGAGAAAGCUUAUGAAUUGGAUAAUGAGCUUACCCGGAAGCAAAUACUUGUUGGCAAAGAGCACAGGAGUAACCAUGAGCUACAGGAGGCGCACAAAGUUUCAAUCGAGGAAGAUACAAGGGAAGAUGAUGAAAAGUCGAUAGGGCUGAUAGAGGAAUGGGGCAAGGGAGAUAUUGAAGGUAGUAGAGGAGAUAUGUUUCCUUCAAUCCCACCAUCAGAAUAUUUGGUUGAUCCGUGCAAUGAUAUGCCGAAUAACAGCUCAGAUCUUUCCAGUGUACUCCCUGGUUUGAAUGUUACAAAGGAAGAUGAUGAAGAGCUGGUAGAGGAACGGGGCAAGGGAGAUACUGAAGGCAGUGGAGGAGUAGAAAUCAAUGCCGUACAAGAUAUGUUUCCUCUAAUUCCACCACCAGAAUCUUCGGCUGAUCCAUGCAAUGAUAUGCUGAAUAACAGCUCAUAUCUUUCCAGUGCACUCCCUGUCCCGGAUGAUGAAAUUGCUGAAUUGGAAUGGUUAUCCACCUUUGUUGAUGAUUCUUUGUCAGCUGGAGGCAUCACUGUGGACAAAGACUACUCGAACAACAAUGAGAAGAAUGACUCUGCUACGGUCCUUAAGAAUAGCAGCUCUUGCUCUGGUGGAAAGACAAUGCCUCUCAGUCCUGACACUGUUGUUCCUACACCUGCACGGAGCAAGCGCCCACGAUCAGCAGUUUUCUAUGAACAACCCGCUCCAAAGUUAGCCUCUCAUGAAUCAUGUUUGAUUGACGUCGAAAUCCAACUAAUGCCCAACUCCUCCUAUAUAUCUUCAGCAUCAGAGUGUUUGGUAAAAUCCCAUCCAUCAUAUACACCCAAUGUUAAUGGAAAAGAACAGAAGAAGAAGAAAAAAAUGAAGAGGCCGCCACCAUGUAUGCCAAAUCAUAGCUCAGACCGUAACAAUUCGCUUCAACAACAGGAGCAGCUUGGGCUUGCAUACCAAAAAUGUAUGCAUUGUGAGGUAACAAAGACCGCAGUAUGGAGAGGAGGUCCAAUGGGUCCCGGAACCCUCUGCAAUGCUUGUGGUGUGCGUUACAAGUCCGGGCUCCUCUUCCCUGAAUACCGUCCUAAAGCGAGUCCAACAUAUGUAGCUUCAAUGCGCAGAAACUCUCACAACAAGGUCCUGGAAACGAGAGUCAACGGUACACCUGCCACUGCCAGAUGAGUUCAGCUCCAGAAUUCUUGCUAGCUAGAAAUGCCCAUACGCUUCAUUGCAUAUAUAAGUAGGGACCUUGGAAAUAGACCCUUCACCUUUUGUUCUGUUAUUUUAUAUGUUGUAUGUUGUAUAAAGUUGGGGGGUGACGGGGUGGAGAGGAGGAUAGGAGCAAUAUAUGACUAACAAUAUGUUAGCUGCCAGAGAGAAAUAUAACUUGAAGAAGGCUUAGGUGUAGGAUUUAAAGUGUUUCAGGGAACAAGAAGAAAGCUUUAAAUCCUCUUUUUUUGGUUUCGAAAUACUUCACAGAACAUAUAUAUCCCUGUAGGUAUUGGAAGCUUUUUUAGUUGCUUGUAACAUAACCUAAUUAAACACUCUGAAAUGAUGUUUUAGAGUACUU